AUGAAAGGUGGCGAGAAGUGCUGGCAGACAACAAGGCACUCUGGAACAGAACUAUUACGGACGCAGUCGCGGCACGGGGUCAACAUAAUAGAAAUCAGGGAGAAAAUGAAUCACGUCGGGAUCAUCUUCACGACCAGCCCCGUGUGCAGCCCGAAGAGAACGAGGACCCUAUCGCCUUGCAUUACCUCUUCAUCAGAUCGAAGACGGCUAAGUCCUCUUGUUCCGCAGACAAAAAGGCCCAGCCGGAGGCAGGAACCCCAGCCCAAAAGAAGCAACGGAUUAGCAAAUAAGACAAAGAAAGGCAAAUGCUGA
Amoebophrya sp. A120 is the source of this 312-nucleotide messenger RNA. The record is from the annotation of a GenBank genome assembly. NCBI's taxonomy places the organism in Eukaryota, Dinophyceae, Syndiniales, Amoebophryaceae.